GCCUGGCCCCACACUGCACGGAAGUCUGCAGGUGGGUCGCCGAGUGGCAGGGUGGAAAAGAGCGUUUCUCGAGGGCGCUGACUGGCCUGGCCACUUCCCGUCCCCGCCUCAGUGCCACAGCAAGGGCGGCUCCGGCCAGCACGAGGCAGAGCCCGAGUCACGUGGCGGGCCGCUGGGAGAUGGCCUGUGGAGGAGAGGGCAGGUCCCCCACAGCCCAGGAAGCCUCCCAGCCUGGCCGGCACCUGCUGCCGCGGAGCUCACGGGCAUGCGCAGUGAAGGGGACCCCCGUGGGCAGCGGUGCUACAAACGGGCAAAGGAAAUGCAGGAGGCUCUGUCGGUGGUGAGCGACGACCAGUCCCUCUUCGACUCAGCCUACGGAGCGGCUAGGAAUGGAUCAGCCAGCCAGUGAGGGUCAACGUCAAGCGGGAGUAUGACCACAUGAACGGGUCCAGGGAGUCCCCGGUGGACUGCAGCAUUGGCAAGUGCAGCAAGCUGGUGGCUGGAGGUGAGCCCAACCCCGUGAACUACAACAGCUACAUGGACGAGAAGAACGGCCCCCCGCCCCCCAACAUGACCACCAACGAGAGGAGAGUCAUCGUCCCCGCAGACCCCACGCUGUGGACGCAGGAGCACGUGCGGCAGUGGCUGGAGUGGGCCAUAAAGGAGUACGGCUUGAUGGAGAUCGACACGUCCUUCUUCCAGAGCAUGGACGGCAAGGAGCUGUGCAAGAUGAGCAAGGAGGACUUCCUGCGGGCCACCUCCCUCUACAACACCGAAGUGCUGCUGUCACACCUCAGCUACCUCAGGGAGAGUUCUCUGCUGGCCUAUAACACGACCUCCCACCCAGACCAGUCCUCACGGCUGAGUGUCAAGGAAGACCCGUCUUACGACUCAGUCAGGAGAGGAGCCUGGGGCAACAGCAUGAACUCCGGCCUCAACAAAAGUCCCCCACUCGGAGGAGCUCAGACGAUGAACAAGAACACCGAGCAGCGGCCCCAGCCAGAUCCAUAUCAAAUCCUGGGUCCAACCAGCAGUCGCCUAGCCAACCCUGGAAGCGGGCAGAUCCAGCUGUGGCAGUUCCUGCUGGAGCUCCUGUCCGACAGCGCCAACGCCAGCUGCAUCACCUGGGAGGGCACCAACGGGGAGUUCAAGAUGACGGACCCCGACGAGGUGGCCCGGCGCUGGGGCGAGCGGAAAAGCAAGCCCAACAUGAACUACGACAAGCUGAGCCGGGCCCUGCGCUACUACUACGACAAGAACAUCAUGACCAAGGUGCACGGCAAGAGGUACGCCUACAAGUUCGACUUCCACGGCAUCGCGCAGGCCCUGCAGCCGCACCCCACCGAGCCCGCCAUGUACAAGUACCCCUCGGAGAUCUCCUACAUGCCCUCCUACCACGCCCACCAGCAGAAGGUGGGCUUCGUCCCUCCCCACCCGUCCUCCAUGCCCGUCACCUCCUCCAGCUUCUUCGGAGCGGCGUCCCAGUACUGGACCUCGCCCCCUGGUGGGGUCUACGCCAACCCCAGCGUCCCCCGCCACCCCAACACCCACGUGCCUUCACACUUAGGCAGCUACUACUAGCUCAGUCACGGGGCGCCCAGCCAGAGCCCACCCCUCGCCUUCCUGGACUCCUUGGGCUCUGAAGGGCGCGCAGCCUCGAAGAGAACAAAACUGGAUGUUCGUUCGAGUUGGACAGAACCUUUGUAUUGUUCUUUAAAGACUGUUGUUUGUUUUCUGUGGGUCACUUUGGCUUCCACUGCCUGACCCAGAGACAGAUCAUCCGUGGGCCAGUUUGCAGUCUCCGCCUCCUCUCGUUUCACGAGUGGGAUGUUCAGAUUACGGGAAAGGGUAUGUCAUGGUUCUGAAAAAGAAGCGGUAAAUGCUCCUUGUGUUUCUGUGACCAAAUCAGUUUCUUAUCAACACAGGGGUCUCACCAUUGUAGGGCCCGGACAUCAGAGGCACAGGCUUGGCCGGUCACGUCCUGGUUUCAGACUUAGGGGAAAAAGAGGCAAGAAGCUGGGGACCCUAUUUUAGAAGGACCUAACUCUGUGGCUGGCAACUGGAACACUGGUUGAAAGGCCAGUGACGUUUUCACCCAACUGGAAUUCGAGUGAAAGAGCACGUGUGUUUAAGGAGCAGAGGGCAUCGCAGGCCCCUCGGCGGGCAGCAUGCACUCUGCUGGCAGUGCUCUAGAAAUAGUCCAGAUGUGAGCUAUGAGAUCUUAGAGCCAAUACAGACAUUCCUGCGAGAGAAAUACAUAACUCAUUUGUGUCGUUGUUGUUGUUGUUGUUGUUGUUUAAAAUGAUGACAGUGGAUCCCAAAACUUUGAAAAGUUGGAGGGAUUUCUAAACUCAGAUUCGCAAGCGCUGUGCGUUUGUCAGACCGUCAGACCAAGGUCAACCAAUCAGAAGGCAACUUACUGUAUAAAUUAUGCAGAGUUAUUUUCCUAUAUCUCACAGUAUUAAAAAUAAAUAAUUAAAAAAUUAAAAGUAAAUAAACGAGUUGACCUCGGUCACAAAUGCAAUUUUACUAUCAAAUCAGUUGUUGUUAUUUUUUUAAAUGUAAUUUGUACAUCUUUUGACAAUCUGUACAUGUGGGCUAUUUGUACGUUUUUAUAGCUUUUUUUUAAAAAGCAUAAUGUGACUUGCUGAAAAGAAAACAGGGCAUUUAAGUUACUGGAAGGUAAGGCACUGGUACAGUUAUUUAACAGGGAUAAGCAAGCAGAGAGUCAAUCCAUGUCCAUCCUGAAUGCGUUGAAGGUGUUUGUAAAUAACAGAACUGCAACUUUCACAAGAACGAUCGAAUCUUCCCUUGCGGAGUGAGGGAUCUUCCUGCUUUAUAUAUGCAACCUAUUUUCUAGACAUUAAAAUAUAUAUAAUUUUGCAAGUAAUCGUUGACUUUUUUGAAGUAUAUUAAGUGUUAAGCUGACAACUGUCAAUGAAGACUAUGUUGUACAAUAACUUGACUAAAUAAAUUGUGCCUUUUUCCCUCCAAA
Tupaia belangeri chinensis (Chinese tree shrew) is the source of this 2995-nucleotide messenger RNA. RefSeq names its product Fli-1 proto-oncogene, ETS transcription factor (gene FLI1). Gene Ontology annotation, molecular function: DNA-binding transcription factor activity, RNA polymerase II-specific; sequence-specific DNA binding. The record is from RefSeq and is a predicted model, not a curated record. Gene Ontology annotation, cellular component: nucleus. Gene Ontology annotation, biological process: cell differentiation; regulation of transcription by RNA polymerase II. NCBI's taxonomy places the organism in Eukaryota, Metazoa, Chordata, Mammalia, Scandentia, Tupaiidae.